Molecule: messenger RNA, 1290 nt
Organism: Oikopleura dioica
Lineage: Eukaryota; Metazoa; Chordata; Appendicularia; Copelata; Oikopleuridae
Source: the annotation of a GenBank genome assembly
AUGGGAGAAUCGAAAUCGACUCACUCAACAAGAAAAGACUCUUCCUUUCUUGGAAAGUCUUUCAAGAAAUUCUCUCUUGGGGCGAUUGUUGUCCUCUCCAUCGCCGUUGGAAUUCAGCUCUAUCUUGGAACAAGAGUAACGAAUGACGAUGCAGUGCGACAGGAGAAUAUUCUAAAAGGACUUGAAGCGAUUGAGAGAAGUUUUACGCUUCGAUCUCCAGCUCCGUCGGUUUUUGUUGGAUUCGGAAGCUGCGUUGACGUUUUCGCGAAAGCGAUUCCGUUGUUCAAAAAGCUUGGCUUCGCGGAACCAAAUGUGGAAAAAGAACAUGGUGUUCUCAGAAAACAAUCAGAUCUUAUGGAAGAAUUCAUGUUUUAUUUCAAGAAAGGCGCAGCAGCAGAAAGAUACGUAUCAGACAGGGAACUUUUCGAUAAACUAACAGAAACGGCGAAGCAGUCAGAUGAUGUCAAAAUUGCGUUAGGCGGAAAUGCGCCUGUCAUCGCUCAACGAAUCGCGAAAAACGGCGGAAACGUCGUUUUAGGUGCGCAGAAUGCAGCUGACCUACCAAUCGAUUCAAGGGUCGUUCCGUCAGGCCCCUUUGUGGACUCGAGCGACAUUCACUUGAUCUUAGAAUAUGACAAGGAUGAGAAGUUUGAAGAAUCUUCCGCUAGCCGUGCGAAUCGGUUCAUCGUUCAUUCUGAUAGGUACAAUCCUGUCCUGGCAGGACUUCAAAGCUUCAGGAAAGCACUGGAUGAGAGAAAUUCUCCACCAGAAGGGCUCGUUAUAGGAGGCCUGCAGAUGAUGGAGGGCUACGAAUAUCCAGAAAGGAAACGCGAAGAGCACUUUUCGUCGAUCAAAGAGCUUCUUUCGAAAGUGGACGAGAGGACCAGGAUCCAUUUCGAGCUCGCAUCAUUCGUCGACGAGGAAAUUCUUCAGAACAUCAAAGAAAGCGUGAUUCCAUUUUCGGACUCGAUCGGCAUGAACGAGCAGGAAUUGCCAAAUCUGCUCAGUUUGAUGAAGACUGGCAAAGCUAUUUCCGUCUCUGAUGCUUACCCAAGAAUCGCCUCGGUCCUUGAUCAGAUGCGCGAGAUCUACAAGCUCACGAAAGCUCAAAAUUAUCCUCGGCUAUUAUCACGCUUACACGUCCACAAUAUCGCGUUUCAAGCCAUCGCGGUCCGGAAGAGCGCAGGCUGGAGGAAGACCAUGACCGCGACGGCGAUCUCCUCCUUGACGGCGCAUAGACAUGUCUGCCAGACAGACGAUGUCGAUUUGAAAUACGCGGAUGUUUUGUGA